AUGGCGGUUUGGCUGCUCCUGGGCGUUGUGCUCUGCGCGGCGCACGCGGAACCUGAUGUGGAGAAAGUCUUCGAACAGUAUCUGAAGGAUUUCAACAAAAAGUAUGCAAGCGGCGAGAGGCAACUGCGUUUCGCUGCAUUCAAGGAGAACUAUGAGCACAUCGUGCUGGAGAAUGCGAAGGGGCAUUCAUACACUCUUGGCCUGAACAACUUCACGGACAUGACCUCCGAGGAGUUUGAGAGAACCCGCUUGGGCCUGCGCAAGCCAAUUCAGCAGCGGACGCCAGGAAGUGUCCAUUCCCCAAAACUACCGAGAACUUCCCUGCCCAGCUCGGUGGAUUGGCGAAACCACGGAGCUGUGACGCCUGUGAAGAACCAGGAGCAGUGCGGCUCCUGCUGGGCGUUUAGUGCCACCGGCGCCUUGGAAGGCGCAUGGGCCAUUGCCACGGGAUCUUUGGUCUCCCUAUCUGAGCAACAGCUCAUUGACUGUUCUGGCAGCUUUGGCAAUGAGGGCUGCAAUGGUGGCGAGAUGGACGACGCGUUCCAAUACGAUGAGCAAACUGCGCUUUGCACAGAGCAGAGCUAUCCCUACAUGGCCGAGACCGGCACGUGCGAGACCUCGAGCUGCACAGUCGCGAUUCCAGCCUACAGCGUGCACAGCUACGUGGACGUGCCCACUGAUGACGAGAGGGCCCUGAUGGACGCCGUUGCACAACAACCGGUCUCCGUUGCCAUCGAGGCAGACAAGCGUGCCUUCCAGAACUACCAGAGCGGCGUGCUCAGCAAACUCUGCGGCACCAAGUUGGAUCAUGGCGUCCUGGUUGUGGGCUAUGGAAGCCAGUGGGGCAAAGACUACUGGCUGGUAAAGAACAGCUGGGGUGCGUUCUGGGGCGAGAACGGCUAC
Messenger RNA from Symbiodinium pilosum, 903 nucleotides. The record is from the annotation of a GenBank genome assembly. Lineage: Eukaryota; Dinophyceae; Suessiales; Symbiodiniaceae.